UUGGAACGUCGUGUCGCCAGCGGGCUGUCAGUUGUGGGGAGAGAGGAGGAAUCGGUCCAGCAUCUCUGGAGCAGCGGAGCGAAGCGGAUGACAGCGACACACAUCAGCUAAAAUGAGGAGAUUUUAGCUCGAUGUUUCCCCACACUGGACGUUUAAAACGUGGAUGUUUAAAGACUGACCCUGCUCGUCUGCCGUAGAUCAGCGCGCAGAUCUGACUUUAUUCUAUCAAUGAGAUAUGUGGAGUGGCUCUACCGCCCGGUGGUAACGCAGAAAAACACAAGAUGAAGAAGCAGUUCAACCGAAUGAGACAGCUCGCCAACCAAACAGUGGGCAGGGCUGAAAAAACAGAAGUAUUAAGUGAAGAUCUACUACAGGUGGAGAAACGUCUGGAGCUGGUCAAACAGGUUUCCCACAGCACACACAAGAAGCUGACCGCCUGUCUGCAGGGCCAGCAGGGCGUGGACGUGGACAAGAAGUCUGUCAGGUCGCCCUCGAAGAAGCUUCCACUUACAACGCUAGCACAAUGUUUGGUGGAGGGGGCGGCUGUGCUCGGGGACGAGUCUCUACUAGGGAAGAUGCUGAAGCUCUGCGGCGAGACGCAGGAAAAACUCGCUCACGAGCUCAUCUUGUUCGAGCUCACCAUCGAGAGGGACGUCGUCGACCCUCUCUACGACCUCGCGGAGGUGGAAAUCCCAAAUAUCCAGAAACAAAGGAAACAUUUAGCGAAGCUGGUCCUGGACAUGGACUCAGCGCGCACACGGUAUUAUCAGUCCACAAAGUCUUCAGGUCUGUCCAGCAACCUGCAGCCAUCGGGAGCCAAGGCCGACCACCUCAGGGAAGAGAUGGAGGAGGCAGCCAACCGCAUGGAGAUCUGUCGAGAUCAGCUAUCGGCUGACAUGUACAGUUUUGUGGCCAAAGAAAUGGACUAUGCAAGCUACUUCCAGACACUGAUAGAAGUCCAGGCAGAGUACCACAGGAAGUCAUUAGAGCUGCUUCAGAGUGUGCUGCCUCAGAUCAAAGCUCAUCAGGAGACCUGGGUGGAGAAGCCGUGCUACGGGAAAGCAUUAGAGGAGCACUUAGCGCUCAGUGGGAGAGAUAUUGCCUUCCCCAUCGAGGCCUGUGUCACCAUGCUGCUGGAGUGCGGCAUGCAGGAGGAGGGUUUGUUCAGAAUCGCUCCGUCGGCCUCCAAACUGAAGAAGCUGAAGGCGUCUUUGGACUGCGGCGUGAUGGAUGUUCAGGAGUACUCUGCAGACCCUCACGCCAUUGCAGGGGCUUUGAAGUCCUACCUGCGGGAGCUCCCUGAGCCGUUGAUGACAUACGAGCUCUACAACGACUGGAUCCAGGCCUCCAACAUUCAAGAUCAAGACAAGAGACUGCAGGCUCUCCUCAACGCCUGUGAGAAACUACCCCCAGCCAACAACAACAACUUUAAGUAUUUGAUCAAAUUCCUCUCCAAACUGACUGAAGAUCAGGAUGUGAACAAGAUGACGCCUGGAAACAUCGCUAUUGUCCUCGGACCGAACCUGCUGUGGAUGCACAACGAAGGAAACAUCCCAGAGAUGAUGACCACAGUUUCCCUGCAGAUCGUCGGCAUCAUCGAGCCCAUCAUCCAGCACGCCGACUGGUUCUUCCCUGGAGAAAUCGAGUUCAACGUCACGGGGAACUACGGAAGCCCGGUCCACACCAACCACAACUCCAACUACAGCUCGAUGCCGUCUCCGGACAUGGAGCAGAUGGAGCGGAAGCAGAACGACCAGAGUCGACGGCCGCUCAGCGUCGCCACGGACAACAUGAUGCUGGAGUUCUACAAGAAGGACGGUACUCUAAAGAACAAGGAGCUGUCUCCAGUGAUCGGACAGAAGGGACUCCAGGGGACGAUGACCUCUAGUGGGCAGUCUGAUCACAGCCCACUCACCCUGAGGAGAGCUAAGAAGCUGGCCCCGAUCCCACCUAAAGCCCCGUACUGCCAGUCAGGAGCCAUGUCGGACCAGUCGACAGGUCAGCCGUCUCCAGUCAGCCUGUCGCCCACCCCUCCCAGCACGCCCUCCCCAUACAGCUUCAGCUACCCACAGGGAUACGCCACCAUCGGCUCCCCGGGACAGAUCCAGAUGGCCACCAACCCGUGUCUCUCCUCUCCACCCUCGCUGGCCGGGACUCUCACCAAGACUCGGCCGACCCCAAAGCCUCCUCGACAGAGGCCCAGCUUACCUCCUCCUCAGCCCCCCAGCACGCCGGGCACCAGCCCCCAGCCUCUGGACCAUUCCACAGGCCUCCUGGACGGUUUGUCUCCUGGGGAAAGCAUGUCCACAGAUUCUCUCUGCAACUUGGACAUCCCCAUCAUUGACGUGGACCUGGACUGUAUUUUUGACUUGCCCCACAUCGCCCCCUUCAGGAACUCAGUGGCACCGUUUGAGUCGUCCAACAGCAGAGCCGAGUCGGAGGAAGAGUCCGAGAGUACAGUGCUAUGACGCCACUGAGUCCCC
Molecule: messenger RNA, 2483 nt
Organism: Perca flavescens (yellow perch)
Lineage: Eukaryota; Metazoa; Chordata; Actinopteri; Perciformes; Percidae
Product: rho GTPase-activating protein 44
Exons: 19
Coding region: 282-2468 (728 amino acids)
Biological process (GO): negative regulation of Rac protein signal transduction; modification of dendritic spine; regulation of dendritic spine morphogenesis
Cellular component (GO): dendritic spine; cytoplasm; postsynaptic density
Molecular function (GO): GTPase activator activity; protein binding
Source: RefSeq, a predicted model, not a curated record